UGAGAGCAAGAAGCGACAAAAGCAAAGGCACUGAGCUAGGAAGCAGUUCCGGGCAUGACGAGAGGACUCUAACUCGAAGCUCUGUACCAAAGAUAUUUUUUAACCUCAAUUUUAGUUCAGGGUUUUUACUUUUUAUAAUUUGAUUUUUUUCUGCACGGAUAAAUUUACAGGAAAAGAAAGCGGGAGACAAAAUAAGAGACAAUGUGGAAUUUAUUGGGAUUUACAAUUGUGACAAUAUGUGUGUGUGCGCAUCAAAUUACAGCGCAAAGACAAGAAAAACUUACAGCCAUGAAUGGAUAUUUAAAAAACAUUAUUGCUAAUGCACAAAUAAUGCAAGCUAUGGUGCAGGCUGAAUUGGGACAAAAUAUUCCAAACCCAAAACCGAAUCCCGUGUACGACAACUUCCUGGAAGCCGGUGAGAUGAGACUCCAAGUCUUGGAGGCCAGUACCGCGGCCUUAAAGACGGCCAUUGGAUCACCCAAUAAAAACUGUGAAGUCACGCCCCCUCCGCCCCCAACCAAUGUCAUCGCCGAGUCAGCCACCAUGGACAACGUUUCCUCCAUUGUUGUCCGGUGGGACCCCCCGAAUCCCGUGCCAGACAAUCUCCAGUACAAGGUGUACUUCUCCGCCAUUGACGAGAGCGGGUACCAGGCCGCGGGGGAGGUCGUUUUCAGGAUCUGUGACUCUACCCAAACAAGCGCCUCCAUUACGGACCUGUCCCCCCGCUCUCGAUACCAAGUUAGGAUAGGAACAGUUGCUGGUGUUGUGUCCGAGUCUUCCAGUACUCCGGAGCUUAUUGAAACCCCUGAUAUCAUCCCAUCCAUGCCAACAAACGUAAUAAUGGAGGCCAUCAGCCCUAACAGCGUCGCCUUAAAGUGGGCUCCUCCAGAUAUCGCCGGUGAGAUCACUGAAUACGUCAUUUACUAUAUGGAGGAUGGUAACCCACCCGUGAUGACCGACGUCGUGUCCCCUCCCGGCCAAUAUCACACCGUCGAAGAUCUGUCGGAGGGAACCCGCUAUGUGAUGGAAGUGGCUGCGAGAUCCAACAAUGGAGAGGGACCAAAGAGUGUUCCACAGGAAGUCCGCACCAUUGACUUCAACCCACCACAUCCAUUAAACUUGAACUGCACUGCCGUCAACAAGACGACUGUCAUUUUGACCUGGGAACCACCCGUUUUACUGGCCGGUGACGGCAUAAUUCGAGGAUAUAACAUCAAUUACACUGACUCCAGGUACAGAGAGUUCUAUUUGUACAAGACAAAAGAUGCUUCUAUCGCCACAGCUGUUAUAGACAACCUGGAGCCCGCUACUAUGUACUACUUUCAAGCGUCUUCAAGAACCAGAAAAACGUUUGGAGGAGGCGGUGCUGUCGUCAUGUGUCAGACCAAAGCAGACGCGCCUACAGCCCCUAGAAAUGUCCAGCUGGAACUUUCCCGCAUUGAGCCACCUCAGCUGACCAUGAGAUGGAUACCUUCACUACAUACAUAUGGCCCACUUAAAAACUACACUCUCCACUGGGGCGUCAAAAAUGGAGCCCUUAGAAAAGAACUAAUUGACCCAACCCGACUUAGAUGGAUCUCAGAUUUCCUAGAUGACGACACAGUCCAUGAAUUUAAAUUAUAUGCUGUGAAUGAUGUUGGGUUUGGUGAGCCAGCCAUUCAAACGUUUAAGACACCAAAGCGACAGACCAUCGUUCCUCCAAAUGUCACCGUUGAUCGAGUAAAGGGAGACUAUAACACAACCAUGCUGCAGGUUAGAUGGGACCCGCCUCUUCAUCCGGUGCAAGGAUACGACAUUUUGUACAGGAAGUUUGAAUGGGUGUACAGUGGUCGUUGGCACCUAAAGGAGAUUAAUGAUCCAACAGCGCUAGCAUCGGAGAUCAUCGUCAACAAACCCGAAAACUCCUUUAUCGUCGUAGUCCAAGGAAAACCAGUCCGAGGUAGACCCCCGCAUUUCCAACAACCGAACUUUGGUGGUCCCAUGGGAAAUAACAACAUGGGGCAACCCUCAAUGAACAGAGGUCAAGGAGGCCCGGGUCGUGGCAUGAACCCUGGUCCGGGUGGAAACCAGAUGAACCCUGGUCCGCGCGGAAAUCAGAUGAUGGGAGGACAAAAUCCGUUUAGAAAUAACAAUAUGGAAAUGCAAGGUAACCAGCCCCAAGGGCAGUCUCUGUCCGUGUCCUCCAUGUCUAAUCCCGGCAUGCCUCAGCAACAGCAAAUGCAGGGAGGUUUUGGAGGACAAAGGUUUAGGCCUUAGUUAAAGAAAGCUUUGGAGAGAGCCUGGAACUAGAUUGAAAUUCAUUUGAUUGUGAUGAAGAUCGAUUUAACAUCUUUGAGAGAAAAUAUAAUUUAUAAAAAAAAUGUACAAGAACAAUACAUUUUCUAUUGUUAUAGGACAGACAUAGUUUUGCAUAUAUUUAUUAUUUCGAAGUAAAAAUUGGUUUAGAUAUACAGAAUUUAGAUCAAUGUAUUUAUAUGUUCUUGCAACAAGAGAUUCUCUUUGCAUGACCUUAUAUAGCAUUGCUUUAAAUGGUAUUGAAAUCCGAUUUUGGCUUUUUCAGGGUAAUCCCUCUUUGCAAAGUAAACCCUUUGGAGAUGUGAGUGAUGCUCAUAUUCUCUCUAUUUCUUCUACAAAAUGACAACUCAUUACACUGAGAUGGUGUGCUCAUCAACGUUCAAGCCUUUUAAAGGAACAGGUGGUAACCAUUUUGGAUUUUUUAUGGAGUUUCCAAAAUAAUGAGACUUUUAACAAUUUGCUGAAGACAUUAUUUAACGUUGUCUUGUGCCCAUUACGUUUGAAAGGAAUCGGAAACAUUUUUCAACACUUCUCCUGUUGCAUACCUGUGUACAAUGUAUAUAUCGUAUGGUUUAGUCGAAAUAGUAAUAAAAUGACUUAUUUUUAGAAAAUAAGGCUGACAAAAUGUGUUUCUAUAUAGUAAGUUAUAUACUUAAGAUGCAUGUUCACGUUUGUAAUACAUAAAACACUGUGCCGGAUAAUUAUGCCAGUGCCAAGGUAGUAUUUUUGACGAUAUCCAAAAAUACACAUUCAAUGUUUAUAUUUAUAUUCAUACUGAUGGCCAUUUGUAUAACAAAUAUGUGUAUCGUCGCUGUAAAGCCAUUAUAUAUGCCCUCAGUCAGGGAUAUGAAACAUACAUGGAACAGCCAUAUUGACAUGUUAUUUCGAUGGCUUCCGCGACUAAAGAUAUAGUACCAAAAAAAAUGUUUGUGCUCAUGGCGCAUGAAUUAGCAAAGUGUAAUAAUAGGACAUUGAACGUCGGUGAUUUCCAUUGCAAACAUAAGGGGAAAUAUACACUGAAUGUAAAUAUUAUUGUAUCGAACUUGUCAAGUGAGAUAUUCACCUUUAAAGAAGAAAUUGCUACAGGAAAAUUAUUUUUCCCAUCGGAAAAAUAAAUUUCCCAUAGGAUAUUUUGAAUUUCCUUCCAGAAUAAAAGAAAUUCUCAUUGGAAUUUAAAUUCCGAUAGAAUUUUAAAAUCCGAUAGAAAAUCUUUAUUUCCUUUGAGAUAACUAGCUGCCUGAAUCAAAUUACUGUAAAAAAUACUUUUCUUCCAUGGAAAUUUAUUUCCAAAAGAAUUUAAAUAAAAUAUGUCCUAUAGGAGAAUCAUUUCUCCUAUGGGAAUUAUUGUUUUCAUAUAGGAUAUUAUUUUUUGAAGAUAAUUAUCUUUAUAGUGAGACCCACUAAAAACAAAAGUGGUUAUAUACUCUCUAUACAAUGGUCUCUCAUGGAUUUUUAUCAAACUUCAUUUUAAGCGGAUGCAAAACUGCCAUCUUGGCACUGGCAUAAUUAUCCGGCACAGUGUUAUAAAUGAAUUCAACGAUGGAAAAUAUUAUAAAUGAAUAUAAGGGUUUAUAUAAGCGUUGAGGAACAUGAUCAAUGAUUAUUUUUUAGUUGUAAUGUUUUCUAUAUAUUACAUUUGUACCGCAUUUAGUAUUUUCCGUAUCAGGCGAUUAUUAAGGAAUUUGCUCUGUAUUUUCCAUAUUCAUUUCAUUUCAUAACACAAUUAUAUAAACAGUUACUCUCCUCUUCGUACACAUAAAAAAAGUAAACUCGCAUCAAUAAUUUUAGCUUUAUGUUACCUAUAGAAAAAUGUAACAGAUUAGACGGACCACUUGUAUCCUGACUCUCAACUUCCAACUCUUAAUUAAAGGUAACAUAAAUGUGGCGUAGUUUUAGUGAAUAACAAUAAAAGGAUCUGAUUAUU
Molecule: messenger RNA, 4219 nt
Organism: Magallana angulata
Lineage: Eukaryota; Metazoa; Mollusca; Bivalvia; Ostreida; Ostreidae
Product: fibronectin type III domain-containing protein 2-like
Exons: 7
Coding region: 202-2256 (684 amino acids)
Biological process (GO): axon guidance
Cellular component (GO): neuron projection
Molecular function (GO): protein binding; transmembrane-ephrin receptor activity
Source: RefSeq, a predicted model, not a curated record